This is a messenger RNA of Diabrotica virgifera virgifera (western corn rootworm), 1129 nucleotides long. RefSeq names its product MICOS complex subunit MIC27 (gene Mic26-27). The coding region runs from base 279 to 974 and encodes 231 amino acids. The record is from RefSeq and is a predicted model, not a curated record. The transcript is spliced from 5 exons. Gene Ontology annotation, biological process: cristae formation. Gene Ontology annotation, cellular component: MICOS complex. NCBI's taxonomy places the organism in Eukaryota, Metazoa, Arthropoda, Insecta, Coleoptera, Chrysomelidae.
UUACCAGCCAGCAUAAGAAAAUAACUGAAAUAUUAUGUAAAAAAUAUUGCUGAAUAUUUAUUAUACAUUAUUUUGCAUGCAAAUGAAUAAAAAACUAUAAUUAUAAUCAAUAAAAUUGCUUUAACAAGAAGGUAAAAUGUUAGGUUAAAUUCAUGGUUAAUUUCAAGAAUUGUCACUGUCAAAUCCUGGGUUUUGGAAUUUCUGGGAAUACAGUUGUUUUCUUGUUUAUGUAAUCUUCAAGUCAUACAUUUCUUCUGUAAAAAAAAUUUGAAGUAAAAAUGUUGAAACAACAGGUAUUCACAAGAUGUCUUGUACCUACCGUUCUGGCAGCCGUAGCCACAGAUACCAAAGAGAAAGCUGUAUCUGACAAUAAAAUUGAUCCAAAACUGUGUAGGCCAAGUGAACUACCAUUAUACACACCUGAUCCUAUCCAUAAUGUUAAACAAAUUGAUGAUAGUGAAAGCAAUCAACUUGAAGAAGCAAUAAGGGCUACCAGGUUGAAAUUAGUUGAGAUUAACAAAGAAGUCGAAGCUUAUAAGAGGGUAGGAGUUGAACAGUUUGAGAAAGGAAAAGAUGAAUUAGAUUGGGUUGUAAAUUACCUAAGACAAGAAGAUAACACUCUGCCAAAAGUAGGUGCCAUAGGAAUUGGUGGUCUAACCGGUCUUAUAUUUGGUCUCAGGGGUGGUUUUAUCAAGAAAACUGUUUAUGCUGCUGUAGGUGCUCUGGGUAUAUCAGCUGUAUGUUAUCCCAAAGAAGCAUCCGAGUAUUCUCAAGUGGCACUAACCGAAGGCAAAAAAUAUGCAGUAGUAGCAUAUAACUUCGUUCAUGGAGUGAAAAAAGAUGAUCCACCAUUAGAACUUCCUUCUCUGCCUAAAUUGCCAACUAGCUUAGAUGAGGCUUGGGAAUCCGUGAAAUCAUUCGUUUCAUCUGAUUCAUCUGAAAAGACACCAGAAAAAAGUAAAGAUCAACAAUAAAAGGUAGCCAUCUUGACGUAAUGUGGUGAUUUAUCAUACAUCAGCCACUGAAGUAAUGCAACUGUACAUAUUUUAAAAGUAAAUUAUACCGAUAUUGUUUUGUUUUUGUAUUAUAAAAAUGCUUAUUCGAUGUCAAUAAAAAUUAUAUAUACUGA